This is a messenger RNA of Girardinichthys multiradiatus, 1974 nucleotides long. RefSeq lists its product as uncharacterized. NCBI's taxonomy places the organism in Eukaryota, Metazoa, Chordata, Actinopteri, Cyprinodontiformes, Goodeidae. The coding region runs from base 455 to 1228 and encodes 257 amino acids. The record is from RefSeq and is a predicted model, not a curated record. The transcript is spliced from 4 exons.
UAAGGCCUACAUUUUAAUCACUGAGGACUCUGAGAACCAAAACAUCUAUUUAGCAGAAGAAAACAAAACGCAGAUAGAAGCAGGGGAGGCUAAGCCAGGCAAAAAAAGAGAAUAUGGAAAGAAAAUAACCUAAAUGUGAAAAUGGGCAGCUAAAAACAUAAAAUAGUAAAUAUCUAACAGGUGGAAUGUUAACCGAAACCAGAACCAGAGUAUGAAACUUUGAAGCAGGAAACGUGGCUUAACCAGGGUACUUCAUAGACAGUUCAUUAUUUUCCAACUUACACUGGAAACAUAUCAACACACGUAAAGACACUGCCUGUCAACCAAUCAGUGAGCUGUUAAACAAAAAAAAUCAAGUAUGAACAGUGUUUCCUGUGCUCCUCCUUCCUGAUUUCUGCAACUUUCACUCUGAUGAGCUGCACACACAGGUGGAGGAAAUAUGUUCUAAGCUGACAUGGCAGCUCAUCUAGGAGUGACAUGCCUUUCUGUUUACCUCACAGCAGUUCUGCUGUGUUAUGUUUGUGCAAAUAAGGAAAAGAACAUUUUCAAAGCAAGAGAGAGAACAAACAUCACAUUGCAGACAGGAGAACAUCAGCACAAUGCCCAGGCUGUGUGGAUAUUUGGAGCUGAAAACCCAAACAUCCGAAUAGCCACAAUAAAGAGGAGCGGGGAAGUGAAAAGUGACUAUGAAGAGCAUUUCAGAGGCAGACUUCUUCUUAACCGACACACUGGAGAUCUGACUAUCACACAAGUGAAGACAAGUGACUCAGGCAUAUACCAGUUCCAGUCUAUCGGAACCAAAAUCAUUACCAGGGACAUUCAUCUUAUUGUCUACAGUUUGGUCCCUGCUCCAUUCAUUACAACCACGUUAACGGUCAUUAACAGCAGCUUCACUUCAGUCACUGUGGAAUGCUCAGUCCUCAACAGCAGAGAUCUGAUGCUCUCUUGGUACAGAGGGACUGUGAGACUGAUGAAGACAAGCAGUCCCAAACUGUCCUCUAAGCUGAAUCUUUCUCUGGAGGUAGACGUCGCUGAUGGAGACAACUACAGCUGUGUGGCCGAAAACCCUGUUGAAAGAAAGACCACAGAACUGCUUGGAAAAGACAUUCAGCUAGGAAAUGCAGAGAAUAGCAGCUGGUGUCAGAAUGAAGCCACCAUUAGGCUGCUUAUUUCUGUUGGAGUUGGCUUGGUUUUGCUUCUUCUUCUGGUGGACCACAUCAGACUCUGAGGAUGAGCCAUGGGCUGCAUACUCAGGGAACCCCAACACUUACUGACUCUUACACUUUUCUACAUUCUGGAGCAAUACAUGACAGAGACAAUACAUGCAUGCCAAUUCUUAGUGAAGAACCAAGUGAUUCUUCCAACAACUACAACAGUGGACUCUCCAUUGAGUGUGGUAGGUUGUAAAGAGGUCAUUAAGACUUUUCAUUUUCUUGGUCUUUAUGCUGUUUUCAUGUUUGUCCUUGGAAAAAAACAGAAACCUUGAACUCUACCUGUAUGUUUGUUUCCAUUUUGGGUCCAUUUCAACCAUGAACCACAGCAGGUCUGCUUCUCUUCUUCUCAACCUAAUUGGAAUUGUUGUCCACUCUUCCCCACCCUUUGUGUCAGGUUUUUUUUUUUUUGGAAUCUCUUUUGCAAUCUAUUUUAGCAUCAUGUGUGAUCAGCAUUUUGAUAACCAUCUGUCACAUAGUGCGAAGUUUAGUGUUGGUGAGAGUUCAUAAAACCAUAUAAAGAAGUGCAAACUAUAUGGAGUUAGGUCUGUUUAAUAUGUCAAAGUGUAAAGGGUGUCAUAUGUCCAAACUCUACUGAAGUGAAAAAGGUAAAUGUAGGUUAGAGGAAAUGUAUUUGUAUUUGUACAGAGAACCUACUUGAAAACCGUUCAUAUUUCUGUAAAAAUGAGCAAAUGAUAUUGAAGCUUUAUUGUUUUCUGGCAUAUGGAGAAAAUAUGAUCUGUAAUUAAAUCAGUAAAAAUUA